This is a messenger RNA of Pantherophis guttatus, 13368 nucleotides long. Its product is annotated as actin-binding protein WASF3-like. Gene Ontology annotation, biological process: positive regulation of Arp2/3 complex-mediated actin nucleation; actin cytoskeleton organization. NCBI's taxonomy places the organism in Eukaryota, Metazoa, Chordata, Lepidosauria, Squamata, Colubridae. The record is from RefSeq and is a predicted model, not a curated record. Gene Ontology annotation, molecular function: protein kinase A regulatory subunit binding; Arp2/3 complex binding; actin binding. Gene Ontology annotation, cellular component: lamellipodium; SCAR complex; cytoskeleton.
CAUGACAGCCGGGCGGCCGGGCAGCGGCGGCGGGAGCGCCGGCUCUUCUCCCUCCUGCCGCCGCGGCUGAGCCCGGCGCCGCCGCCCCCGGAGCCAGCAGGCAGGCUUGGUCCACUGACUCCUCGCCAAGAUGCCACUGGUGAAGCGUAAUAUCGAGCCCCGCCAUCUUUGCCGGGGGGCCCUUCCUGAUGGGGUGACCAGCGAGUUGGAGUGUGUGACCAACAGCACUUUGGCUGCCAUCAUUAAACAGUUGGGAAGCCUCAGCAGACAUGCUGAAGAUAUUUUUGGAGAACUCUUCAACGAAGCCAAUAGCUUUUAUUUGCGGAUGAACUCCUUGCAGGAACGGGUGGAUCUUUUGGUGAUCAAGGUCACUCAGCUGGACUCCACGGUGGAAGAAGUCUCCCUGCAGGAUAUCAACAUGCGGAAAGCUUUCAAGAGCUCUACCAUCCAGAACCAGCAGGUGGUGUCGCGCAAUUCGAUCCCUAACCCUGUGAUGGAGAUGUACCAGCGUUGUGAUAAGCCUCCACCCUUGAAUAUCCUCACUCCGUACAGAGAUGAUAAGAAAGAUGGCUUAAAAUUCUAUACGGACCCGUCAUAUUUCUUUAACUUGUGGAAAGAGAAGAUGUUGCAAGCCACAGAAGACAAGAGGAAAGAGAAACGCAGGCAGAAGGAGCAGCGACUGGUUGAGGAUUCCACCCGGGAGGUGAAGAAAGUGCGGAAGGCACGCAACCGGCGGCUGGAGUGGAACAUGAUGGCUUACGAUAAAGAAUUCCGGCCGGAUAACAGGUUCUCACCAUCCCCAUAUCACAUGGCUUCAUCGGAAGGAUCACUGUCCCCAGAUAAUAGAUCCUAUGCAUCCGAUGUAGCUGAUCAUUCCUACCCAGCCAGUCCUAACCAUCCUGGCCAACAGAUGAUGGCUCCAGCCACACAUCUGGCCACCGAGAACAAAGAGGUGGUGCUGGUGGCUACUCAGGUCCAGGAUCAGAUCUUCAGGCCCUCGGCAGUGGGAAGCCGGCAGAACAGCCUCAACCGGGUACAGCAGCCCCAUGUGCCACAGCCACCCGAGACAAUGUUAAAUGGACCACGACCUCAGAUAAUCAAGGACUAUGGUCCUCAACCAGUGCCAAUGGCAGACUACUUUGUGCCACCUGCUCCUCCGCCCCCACCCCCAGUCAUCCCUUCUGCUCAAACUGCGUUCGACAGCCCCAUCUCAGCACCUUCGGCCAUGGCACCCAAUGCUGCCCCUUCAGUUAGCCAUGCCACCUAUGCGCCUACCCCUCCCCCUGCUGUGCCCUGCCUCUAUUCUGCCUCUCCCCCCCAGGCUGGGCCCAUGGGACCUCCUGUGGCACCUCCCCCUCCUCCCCCUGGACCCCCCACCAUCUCGGCCUCCCCUGCACACACAGCCUCCCCGCCUGCUGUGACGGUGGAAUCCCGGAAGCAGCCGGUGCCCCUGAUUCCAAUGACCGAUGCCAGGAGUGACCUGCUUGCUGCCAUCCGCCGGGGAAUUCAGCUGCGCAAAGUCCAAGAGCAAUGGGAACAGGAAGCCAAGAAAGAGCCGGUGGGGAACGAUGUGGCCACCAUCCUCUCCCGAAGGAUUGCUGUGGAAUACAGCGAAUCAGACGACGACUCGGAGUUGGAUGAGAACGAGUGGUCCGAUUAAAGGAGGGGUGGUGGGCUGCCUUUGGAGCAGUGGGGGGGGAGGUCUCCCAGGUUUUUUCCUGCCACCUUUCUGCCACCUGGCUUAGGCAACUCAGCGUUCCUGGCAGGUAAAAUCACGGCUGCUCUGAGCAGCUCAGCCUUCAGGAGCUUUGCUUUCGUGCCAUGUUGUGUUGUUGACAAUGUUUUAAGGUGGCCUCUUUGUGGGCAGACGGGCAUUAGGGAUCCUUAUCUUUUGAAACACUCGGUCGGGGAGGGUUGGGGGAGGAAAAGACCAGCUUUCUCCUGAGUUUUCCCAGUGGUGAAAAUGACAUCUGAAUUUUUUUCAACAUGCUGGAAAAAUGGAGUGACCUUCCCUUACCCCUAAACCAUACAAGGAGGGGGGCCCUUUGCAGUCAUUCCCACUCAAGGUUUCAGCCAUCCAUUUAUGGGGAUAAAUUUAAGCGAAUGCCCUUUCUAGAGAGACCCAUUCAUCAGAGAGCACAGAAGGGGAUGGGAAGAGAGACUUCCCUCUGUGAAAAAUCCACUAAGGUGGUUUCCAAAGUUAGAAGGAUGUAAAUCAUUCUUACAUUUUUCUCCAUUGCUUCUAGCACUUUCAACUAAGCUCCAGAAAGCAAAUUGGCUGGGACAAAUUGCUAGCACUUUACAAGGGAAGGGGAAAAACAGGAUGACAGUAGAUUUCAGAUUUCCCCAACCUGCUGAACACAACCAUAGUUCCCAGCCUGCGAAUUCAGCGGCUGUGCUAACUGCAGUUUAUGAGAGCCUGAAUCCACACAUCCUUCGGACCUCACCUUGGGGAACCACAUAGGAUUCCAUGGGCCACACUUUAUUUUGCAAGCCACGUUAUGGCCAGUAGGAAGGGCUUGGGCUUUGUUACUGUUGGCAGUCAAAGGCUCUUCUUUUCUAAAGGACCGAGUGGGGACAAGCCCGACAAUAAGCCAAGUUCAGUGAGAGAAGGCAAAAUGUUGGACAAAGGACAAACAAUCCCAGUUCAGAUGUGAUCAAGGAAAAAAUCCCACAUUAGCAGCCAUUGGGGGAGGCAAAUCAGCAUUGCAAGAUCUUUUGACUCUACUUGUAGAAAACAUAAAUCCCCUGUUCUCCAGAAGAAUAUUCUGACUCCACUUAAUGGGAAGAUAGAACAUUUAUUUUCCCACUUUAAUAACCUUUCACCCAGGUGAAUUUGUGGAUAGCGAGCCAUUAAUGUUCCUAAGAAACCCAUAAGAGUUUCAAAUGUCCGAGGCAAUCAGCAAAACCUGGCCAACAAUUAAUUUGCUGAGUUAUUUUGCAUUCUGAUCUAUAGCUAUUUUUUCUGAAUGUUACCAUGGAGAAAACACUACAUUUCCUUCUCCUUCCUCCCCCCCUUCUCCUAAUUGUGAAGAACUAGAAACAAAAUUGGUGUAAAAUUGCUUGUGCAUCCAGAAAAAAGUUUGCAAAAUAAUAAUGGGAAAAUUCUGAUUUUUGAGCUGAUACAACCAAAUAUGAUAAAAAUGUCAAACAUCACCAACAGAGCCGGAUGAUUUUAGGUGCUCGUUUCUUUCCAGAAAGAUGCUGACUAUGUACUUUUCCUUCCUGAUUUAAUCAUCUUAAAAUUCUUGAGCAGCCUUGAAAAUUAAAAUUUCCCACCAAUGUAAGUUGAUAUUCACAUACCUUUCGUAAAUACCUAAUUUUAUAGUUGUGCCUAUUUGGAAGUAAGUCCUGAUUGAGUUUUGUUGGGCUUACACUCGCUAAAUGUACAUAGGAAUAUAAUGGUAAUUUUUAAAAACCUAACAGUAUUUGGCAGUGAAUGAAAACAAGUGCCAAUUCCUCUCUCCUAAGAUCACCUAUCUUUUUUACUUAUAUUUUUCUUUUACUCAGAACAAAGUUAAAAUACAAAAUAUAAAACCCAGAAAAAAACACAAAGCAGUCAAAACAUUAAGAAAGUGUAACCAACCCCCCCCCACACAUUUUUAAUGUUCUGCUUUGUGUUUUGUGUUUUUCUUUUAUGUCUUCUUGGGUUUUUCUGAGUUUUGUAUUUUGUAGAUCACCUAAUUUUUUAGGUUUUAAUUUUUUUAAUUAGGUGUUUGUGGGGCUGUAAACUGCCCCCAAAUUCAUUGUUUUUCACAGCUUUUGGGCUUAAUUGGAGGGAGUUCUGAGGUCCAGUUUUGAUUUACAGCUAUGCAAGAUUUGAAAAGUUGCUUCAGUGUAAGUAGGAACCCAAUUACAGGCCUCUCUGUGGCUCAUUAAUACAACUGUCUCUUUUUUUCAGGAUUGCACAUCUGCUACAGAGAGCGCUUCACGAUAGCCUAUUUAAUGAUGUGGCUGCUUUCAUGCUUGCUUUAAGUUUUGGAUUCAGACCUCAACAUAUUUUGAAGCAAUUUGGGAUAUUCCGCACGACCCUAUUCUCUCUAUAUAUUUUUUUUCAUAGAAUUUGGUCCCAAAGGGUACAGUGCAUUCUUUUAAAGCAAGAGUCCCCAAACUUGGCAACUUUUAGGCUUGUGGACUUCAACUCCCAGAAUUCCCUAGCCAGCCAUGCUAGUUUGGAGUUGCCAAAUUGGAGAAUCCCUUUUUUAAAGCGGAAGAACGCACUGAGACUUUGUAGGCUUCAGGUUGCUUAAUCACCUUUCUUAAAUUCUGCCCUCGGAUUAUAAUCAAAAGUAUGCAAGAGUUUGCAUAACAGGAAGAAUCUGCUUUCCUCCUUUGACAAUCAAGAUAAACUAAAGUGUUUCCAUUGCUGAGAAGUGGUAAGGACAACGUCUGUCUCUCAAGUUUUGGCAUAUGCAAUUUUUUUGGGUACUGCUACAUGUUGUCUAAAUUGGUUGGCAAUUUGCCUUUGUCAACCAAGGGAGAACAGUUGAAUUUACCGUACAUUAAUGGAUACCUGAUUAUUCUGAAGAAGGUUAGUGAAGGCUGUGCUGUAGCCCCCCCCCCCAAAUAUAAGUUCCCUUUUUGUCCAAGAAAAUUCUCCAUACCUCCAGCAAGGAAUUGGGAUCCAUGUAGCCUGCACUAGUCCUUCAAGGAACAGAUGUAUAGACAGAAACUCCCUGAAAGAAGCAUUGUGAAAAGUAUGCCUAGAGUUUGGCCACACCUGCAUCCCUGAUCACUUGCCAUCUUCUCAAUCCAAUCUGCUCUUGCUCCAGUCUGCAGAGGGCGGUGGAAUUCUUCAGGUCAUCUUCACCACAAAGCGGUGGCACCACCUGCCCGUGAUGAGCAGGAUUGACAUUCCAUCCUCUGCCUGUAAUUUUCGUCAUUGACAAGGUACAAGAUUGGGUAGGGAAAAUGGCGGAAGAUUGGAUAGAGAGGGAAAAGGAUCGGUUUUACCUGUAGAACACCCAAGGCUCUGUUCCUUCAUCUCCAGGCUGGCUGGGGAAUUCUGGGAGUAGAAGUCCACUACUGUUAAAGUUGCCAAGGUUGAAAAAUUCUGAUUUAGUAUCAGGCAGAUUCUUCAGUCCAGUUGCCAGAUCGUUAUUUGUAACAUUGAGAUAGGUCAGGCAUAGGAAAUAACCCAGCAAGUUGUCACAGUAGUUGAAGAUACAGGUGGUCCUCAACAUACGGCCACAAUUGAGUUCCAAAUUUUUGUUGCUAAGUGAAACAUUUGUUAAGUGAAUUUUGCCCCAUUUUACGGCUUUUCUUGCCACAGUUGUUAAGUGAAGCACUGUUAAGUUAGUCGCAUGGUUGUAAAGUGAAUCUGGCUUCCCCAUUGUCAGAAAGUGGCAGAACGAAUCGCAUGACCCCGGGACACUGAAACCGUCAUAAAGAUGAAUCAGUUGCCAAGCAUCGGAAUUUUGAUCCCGUGAUCAGGCAGAUGCUGCAAUGGUCUUGUAUGAAGAAUAGUCACAAAUCACUUUUUUCACCACUGUUAUAACUUUGAGCGGUCACUAAAUGAACUGAUGUAAGUCGAGGACUACCUGUAUAAAGACUGCUAUCUGCUUGAGAUACCUUUGGGUUUUAAGAGAAGAAUAAUUAGACAAUAAUACCAGACAAUUAGUAGGAAUUGCUGGGGAACGGGGGUAAUGCAGCUGAUACAGAAGAAGCCAUGAUAGCAAGGAGGCACAAGCUAUGCAUAUUGUGUGAUUAAUUAUGAAGUCAUCCCUUGCGUAGGAUUAUGUAGCUUCGCAGAAUUAAUUUGUAAUUAUUUCAUAUUGUACAGUGUUUAUAUAGUGGGCUUUAAAUAUAUCUAUAUCUAUAUAAACAGAAAAAGAGAAAGAAAAAGUUUAUUUAAAAUGUCAGGUUGAUUCUCACUUCUUCUUUUUUUUAUCUCCAAUGAUUUGUAUAAAAUGUUCACAAAAGAAAAAAGAUUAUACAUAUUGAGGAACUAUAAGGAUCAGGUGGUCAAUUUUGUACUGAUUAAUUACUAUGGGACCCAGAGCAAAAAUGAAGGGAAAAAAAUCCUAUUUCAAAAUCAAUCAGGCUGAGGAGGCUGGAGUCAAAACUUUGCAAGGUUUGGUGGCAAAAAUGUGUGGCAGGAAGGAAAAUGGUUCCAAAGACAAUGUUCUUCAUUUCCUUGCCUGAAGGUUGUUUUAAAGAACUGCAUGCAAAAAGAUUGGAUUGUUGGUGUAUUGCUCUUUUGAGAAGCAAUACGGUUGGACAAGGAUGUGUGCAGUUCAACCACUCCUCCAUAAUUGUGUCUAGUUAAAGUUCUCAAGGGGAUCUACGUUAAUUGGUCCAGUGACCAAGGAGCUCUGCAGCAGAAGGAUCUUCAGGGGUGAUCAAAGAGGGGGAGGAGAGUGAUAAAAUCAGCAUUAUGGCAUCACAGCACUGCUUUUAGUGUUUUGACAAAAUCUCCAGAUCCUGCGAUGUUUUGCGUACUGUAGUAUGUAUUUCAAGAGUGAAUCAGUAGCUACAGUGCUGUUGUGGCACAGUGGUUAGAAUGCAGUAUUGCAGGCUGACUGCCCACUGCCAGGAGUUUGGUCCUAACUGGAUGAUAACCUUCCAUCCUUCCGACAUCAAUAAAAUGAGGACCCAGAUUGUUGGGGGUAAGAGGCUUACUCUGUAAACCGCUUAGAGAAGUCUGUAAAACACCGUGAAGCGGUAUAUAAGUCUAAGUGCUAUAGCUAGUGCUACAGAUGGCUGGAAAGCUUUGAAAGAGAGAGGUGUGUUCUUGGGUGGCCUCAAGGACCAGAGGUGAUCAUCAUCCAAUGAAAUGCACACAUCCCAAUAACCUUGGUGCAACUCAAGCGCAUCCUGGGUAUGUUGGUUGUGUCAUCAAAGUCAGAUGUUGGCUGCAAACAUGCCAUUAUGGCUGCCCUAUUUAUUUUUGUUACUCUCUUCCCCCUCUCUGAUGUAAGUUAUUUCUGGAACUGGCAGAGCCAAGUGCCAGAAGCAAAGAAAUGUCUGCAGAUUGGAAAGGAAGGAAGGAAGGAAGGAAGGAAGGAAGGAAGGAAGGAAGGAAGGAGGAAGGAAGGAAGGAAGGAAAGAAAUUUGCAGAUAUUUGAGGACUGAAUGAGCCAUGUAGAGAUGACUAUUGCUAAAUGACAUUCUUGAGUCUGGGACUGUUUGUGAAACAUGGGGCUUCCUGCUAAUUAUCCACAGUGCCUGUCCCCUAUGUUCACUGCCAAAAAGAUGCUGGCCCAUGUUACACAAACCUUCAGUAGUUAAAGCCCUAGAGGGGAUAAGAAGCAGCAUGAUCAAAGUGAUCACUUAGAUGAGUUCUCUCUCUCUCCCUUUCCCUCUCAACCUCUCUCUCUCUCUCUUCAUUAAAAUACCUUUUCCAACUACAGCUGAUUAAUUUAGUUCAGUUGGAAUUACAGCUUGGCUGAAUAGCAUCUGCUUGCCGGAUUAAGCGAGAGUACUUUUUGGAGAUAGGAUCCUUCUCAGGUCCAACUUGCAACAUGGAACUUUAAUUUUUCUUCCCCCUCUUGUUCAUAGUAGUUUACCCCCUCUUUCCUUCUGGUAAUUGGAUGAAAAAUGAAUCCAUUACAUAACCGCAGUGCUGUCUCUUUUCUGCACUAUUGUUGAAGCCAGCAGCACUUUGUCUGGUUUUUCAUCUAGUACUUCUCUCUGCCUGUGAAUUUUGCUAGUCCUUCUUUUUUUUCCUCUCUUAAAAACCCCAAAUAGAAGCAGAGAAUGGAAUAGAGAUCUGAAACUCUUCAUCAAAUUUAAAUUCGGCAUAUUGGUCAGAUGUAACAGAAUAGUAGAGUUGGAAAGGAUUAGGGAAGUCUUCUAGUCCAACUCUGGUCAAGCAGGAAACUCUGGUCUAGACAUUCUGGACUAAUGGCUGUCCAGUCUCUUCUUUAAAAACUUCAGUGGUUAUUGUCACUCUACUCAAUUUGGAUUUUAACUCAAUUUAGGAAAUACAUUUAAUUUAAUUUAGCUUAAUAGUUUGAACUGGAUUUUCAAAUCAAUGGAGAAAAAGUAUGUUUGUUAAGGCUCAAAAUAUCCAUUGAAUCUCCAAAUUGGAAUCUGAGUUUUGAAGUCAUUCAGUUCUAUCUGCUGGUUUGCUCCAAAGGUUCAGUCUGAAGAUGCAGUUCCAUUGAAUUACUUCCUGGUCAAAUAUUUGAGUCAAAUAUUUCCAAUCAAAUAGAUGGGAUUUCUGCAUUUCCCCUUCAGACCAGGAAACAGCACACUCAUUGUCUGUAGAGUAUAAAUCCUUCCAUUCCCCACUCUCCUGUCAGAGCUGGAGAAGCUUCUUGGAUGAGAAGCAAAACGUCUUCAAAAGAAAAAAACAACAAAGUCCAGUUGCCUCCUGAAAAAGCACCUUUGGGACAAUACACUCAUUGCUUCACAGUCACAUUAGCUGAAGAACCACCUAAGCCUUCAAACAUGGCUUAUAUUCUUGUCCUUAGUCCCAUUUAAGCCUCCACAAAUGGACUAUCCCUUUCAGUUGGAGUUGUCACCAUUUCCUGAUGACACCAGAUGUCACCUUUUCCCAAACUUCUGUCACUUCCAGGGCUGUCUUCAUGGGAAGUGAUAUAAUGAUUAUUCAAAAAAAAAAAAAAAUAGAGUGCUCUUAGGAACAAAUAAUUACAUCUGCCUCUUAAAAAACCUAGCUCUUCCAACUUUACUAGCGGGAUUGAGUCCUGAUCGGCUCAAGGUUGACUCAGCCUUCCAUCCUUCCAAGGUCGGUAAAAUGAGGACCCAGAUUGUUGAGGGUGAUAGGCUGACUCUGUAAACCAAAUGGUUUACAGAGGGCUGUAAAGCACUGUGAAGCGGUAUAUAAAUCUUAAGUGCUAUUGCUAUUGUGUAAUAGGAAAGGACUUCUUUGCAUUAGCACCAAAACUGGGAAAAUAUCCCCUUUCUUUUCGAUUCUUGAGUUUUAAGUAAUUGGCUAAGGCAGUUUGGAGGCUUUCCUUUAGUUCUGCCACCUUGGCUGAUUUUGUAUCAAUCCCUCAUCCCUAGGUGGUUUUGUACAAGACACUUAACUAGGUGAGCUUUAUAGUGGCUACAGUUAAUUAAAGCCUAUCAAAAUGUGUGUGUGGGGGGGGGAGUGGAUUACCGUUGGAAUGAGCCCAGGCCAUUCCAUCAGUUUAUAGCUCAACAAACUGCAUACUCAGAAAACAAAUCAAUUCAGCAACUAAUUUAGGCAUCUGGCAUAAAUACAUCAUUGCUUUUUAUGGCUCUCCUAAUUUUUGAUUGAAUUUUAAAUUGAUGUGCUGCCUAGUAGACCCACUAGGUCAAAAUUAUUUUAAUAAAUGAAACAUCAAGGUGGAUGAAGGAGAACUGAGAAAAUGGCAGGCAGGUGAACCAUCCUUGUUAAGUGUUUUUCUAGUGAGACCAGUCUAUCAGGGCAACCUGGUUUACCCAAAUAAGGGACGGAGCAACUGCUUCCGCUUUCGCCUUUCAGCCCCAGUCCAGGAGCCUUCGCAGGCAGUCGCUUCCAUGACAAACUAUUUUGCAUUAAAUUUAAAUUUACUAACAAAGAAAUAAAGGGAGACUAGUAUAGCUAUUUCAAACCUAGCAUCCUUGUUAAGGCUGACUUGGAGAAAUAAGUAAUAAGAUUCCUAGGAAUCAAGGAAAAGGCCGAGGGUUUUGGGAGUGCUCUCCAGCACCCACCAGGACAACGAACAGGAGCAAGAGAAUUCUUAGGUUCAGUUGUUUGGUUACUAAGUCGUAUCCGACUCUUCACGUCCCCAUGGACCAUAGGAUGCCAGGCCCCCCAUCUUCCAAUGUCUUCCAGAGUUUGCCCAAAUUGAUGUUCAUUGCGUCUGUGACACUAUCUAACCAUCUCAUCUUCUGCCGUCCCCUUCUCCUUUUGCCUUCCAUCUUUCCCAACAUCAGGGAACAUCUUCUCCAAGGAGCCCUCUCUUCUCAUUAGGUGGCCAAAGUAUUUGAGCUUCAGCUUCUGCAUCUGCCCGAUUUUAUGACCUUUUUUGCCAUGGCUGUUAAGUGAUUCACUGAAGUUGUUAAGAGAAUCUGGCUUCCCCCAGUGGCUUUGCUUGUUGGAAGCUGAUUUGGGGAAGGUCAGAAAUUAUGACCAUGUGACCCGGGGAUGCUGCAACCAUCAUAAACAGAUGCCAGUUGCCAAGCAUCCAAAUUUUCAUUACAUGACUGGGGAUGCAAUGAUGGUCAUAAAUAAUAUUUUCUGUGCCGUUGUAACAUGAAGUGUUUGCUAGGGUCUACCUAGUCAAAAUGGGAAGACAGUUAUUGGAGGCUAGCUUGAAUGUUUGAAAUAGUCUUUCUGCAGUAAUUCCAAAUCCAGCAUAGUCUGCGGGUUGCAACUUCUAUAGGGGACUUUAGCUCUACCAGAGAAGAGCAGGAGGCUUCGUCCUCCUCAGAGAUAAAACGUGCAAUUGAAAGCAAAGAUUAUUGACCCUGUCUUUUUGCAGAUUUAGUUCUCUGAUUAUAUGUUGUUAUCUUGUCAUUUUUUCCCUGGCAGGAACAAAGAAAAUGUUGGCAGUCCUGGGCUAAAUUUAGAGCAGAGGAGAUAAAUGAGAAGAACUGUAGGAAAGGGAAAGGAAGAAUUGCAAAGCUUGGGGUUUUCUCUGGCUAAGAGUGGGAUGCAGCUGGGUGGAGGAAUAGAGCUCAAGUAAAGGGAGCUCCUCAGAUUGAGGAUGUGGUGAGUUUAGGAUGUGGGUUCAAAAGAAAUGCAAGAUUUUUGACCUCCUGAGCGGUUGGUGCCAAAGAAACAGAUGUUCUAUCAAACAUAGAAGUUUCUAUCUAUGUUACACUGAUUCUAGAUGGCUAGUACAAACUCCAGUGAUGUUGUGCCAUUGUGAUGUCAUUUGCACAAUGAUGUCAUCACAGGUGUGACAUCACUUCCCCUCUUUCCCUUCCCUGUGAAUGCCUUAAGCUCCUUAUAGAAGAGGACGACCUGAGAGGAUUAUUGUUAAGGAUACAGAAUUUAGGAUCUGGGAGAAGAAGAAAGGGGAAGGAUCAGGGCAAAAUCAGAUCAAUAGAUUUGAUCAAUUUUUUAUAUUUGAUUUAAAUAUAUUUUGAUUAAAAUGAAGCAAGUACCAUUUUCAGAUUUCUUCUCUAUCUGCCACAUUAAAAAUGAUUGUGAUCAGCAAUUUUAGGAAAGGCCUCCAGUGGUCUUGGGCAUUUCUCCUCUGACCCAAGCUUAGCUUUGAGGGAUGGAUCAGAAAUAGUGAUGCAACCAAUUGAUGGGAGCAUUGCUAGACUUGUAUCCUGCAUCUGAGCUCUCCAGUUUGAUUUUCUGAUAGGUAGGUCCCACCAUCCUUUGGCUCUAGGGAAGAGUCAGAGGGCUACAGGACUCCAACAAGAAAACCACCAGCACAUGCCUGUUCUUUGAACUGCUGGGAUUAUUGUUUGGAGAAGAGAGUGACGGGGCAUCAGAUCUGGAUACAAAUGCCUGGCACUGUCCUAGAUUUUGAAAUCAGUUGAUGUUAGUAGACCAGUUGCAUGCUAUUGCUCAUAAUGAACCUAGUUUUAAAACACUUCCUUAGGCAGAACAAUUUGAAGAGGAAACACUGUUUUCCUUCCUCUUUCUGCAAGGAUGGAUAGAUGGAUGGAUUCAUCCUUUCUACAUCUGGAUCUUAGCUGUUUCCCCUGACACGUGGGUUGAACUUUGCUGGCCCAAAGUCUUGGCUGCUCAGCACAUACUUCAUUGCAACUCAUGAGCACCUCUGGGACCUUCUUGAUAAAGUCCCAAGGGCACUUUUGGAGAAUAAAAGGAUUGCACAAAGUGAAGCAGCCAAAAGCUGCAAAAUGUCCCAACCCUAGGACACAGUGGAAAAGCCAUGGAGGUGUUUGAUGUGGGGAUGUUCCCCAACCAGCCUUUGGGGAACAUCAGAAGUUACUGUUUGCUACAUGCUCUAAUAACAGGACAUAGUGGUUACAUUUCCACUUUCUAACAUUUUGAAUGAAAUGGCUCAACUAAACUAAUGUUCAAGUUAUCUCCCUUGUUCCUCAGUAUGAUAUUACUCAGGGUGGACAGUGUCCUGGGAUGGGGGUCUACAACCAGGUCUAUAACUAGCUGAAAGUCAUAGUUGAUAUUACCAGAAUGAGGAUUGGGUCACAGGAAGGAUCAGGAACCAGGUAUAUGUUUGGAAGGAGAGCCCUUAAGAGCAACUCUGAACGGGAGGUAUUUCCAAUCUUCCAAAACCCUCAAUGGCUUGAAAUACCAGUGCCAACAUUUGUUGGCAAAAUAACUAAAUUUCAUUGACAAGAUGUUUGUGGCCAUUUGGGGCUAUGGCGUGCCUGGGUUUCUUUGAAGGAAGGAAGAACUGAGCUCCUAGAGAAUCCCUACUGAUAUUUCCACUCUUGUUUUGAGAAAUAAAAGUGAUGUACAACCAAAAGUGAUACAAAGGGCACUUCUGCUUAUUCUAACUUCCUGAACUUCUACAGACUCUGAUAAGGUCCAAUGUAUCUGAGCUAUAGAUCUGUUCUUUCACUCAGAGCAGUGUUUGCCAACCUUGGCAAGUUUAAGAUGGGUGACUUCGACUCCCAGAAGUCCCCACUUCCUAAACUUCCCUAAAUUGAGAAACACUGAGUCACAAGGAAGAUGUGAAGUCCAACAACAUCUGAGGGCUGCAGGUUCUCCCAGCUUGACUUCAUUUAUUUCCAGCAACAAUCAUUCAGGUAUCUCCCAUAUGGGGUGGGACAUCAAGAUUUAAUGUAUCUAUUAUCUAAUAGUUUGCUGACAUGAAAUAGGGAGUCUCCAUGUAUUUUUCAUACUUAAAUCGCUACUAAAAUCUACUUUCAAUGUGGAUGAAUGUGACACCAACAAAGCAAGUGAGCCAAGUUCAUAUUUCUUCUGCUGGUGUCAUGGAUUAUAGUACAUUUAAAAAGAAAAAGUUAUAUUAUUUGAUUUCUCUUCAAAGGGACCGACUGGUGGGAAACGGGUAAAUCUUGCCAUGGGGAGGUUUGCACAUUGCUUCUGAGUAUUUGAUUUCACACUCUUCUAAAGCUGACGAAUUGCAGUAGCCGAAAGUGCCGUCUGCUGUGUACUGGAGUGCUGUUCUAACUACGUGCAUUUAGUCAGUAGAUCAGUAGAUGUCUGCCACUUGUAUCUAUCUAUCUAUCUGCCGUACAGAGUUUUGCUAUUUGUAAAGCAGCUGUUCCCAGCCUCGUGGGUUCUGCUUGACUCAACACUGACCAAACAGGACCAAACUGUAUGGUUCCAGAUGGAUUUUCUUUUUCUUUUUUCUUUUCCUGCCUGUAGAAAAAAAAAAAAAACAAUCCAGCCAAAACCCUAUUUCAACAGCCGAAAGCUGCUAGUAAAUAAUUAUGGUUUUUUUCAUUGUUUUCUCCCCGGGAAAUGUUGUGCAAAAUAAAUCCAAGCUGUUGACACUUUAUGCAUGUUGGUAACAAUAACAAUAAAGAAAAUUAAAAUUUUAA